UAAGGGCCGGGCUCUGCGACUGGAAAUUCACUCGUCUGAGUCUAACAGUAAAGUGACCGACAAGAUGAAGUGGCUCAUUGUCCUGACUGCUCUCGUGGCUUUCUCCGAAUGCCUGCAUAGGAUUCCCCUGAUCAAGGGAAAGACUGCCAGGCAAACCCUGCAGGAGAAAGGAUUAUGGGACAAGUACAGGAAGAUGUAUCCAUACAACCCAAUGGCCAAGUUCCAGGCUGGUAGUGAGUCAAUGACCAAUGAUGCUGAUUUGUCCUACUAUGGAGUGAUCUCCAUCGGUAACCCACCUCAGUCUUUCACCGUCAUCUUUGACACCGGCUCCUCCAACCUGUGGGUCCCUUCAGUCUACUGCAAUGACCAGGCCUGUCAAAACCACAAGAAAUUCAACCCACAGCAGUCCUCCACCUUCAAAUGGGGCGACCAGAGUCUGUCCAUCCAGUACGGCACUGGCAGCAUGACUGGAUAUCUGGGCAGUGACACUGUUGAGGUGGGCGGCAUCUCUGUGGCCAACCAGGUCUUUGGACUUAGCCAGUCUGAGGCUUCCUUCAUGGCUAGCAUGGCGGCUGAUGGCAUCCUGGGCCUGGCCUUCCAGUCCAUUGCCUCUGACAAUGUUGUGCCUGUCUUCGACAACAUGAUCAAGCAGAACUUGGUGUCCCAGCCCUUGUUCUCUGUCUACCUGAGCGGCAACAGUCAGCAGGGCAGCGAGGUGGUCUUCGGUGGUACUGACAGCAGCCACUACACCGGACAAAUCACCUGGAUCCCUCUGUCCUCCGCCACCUACUGGCAGAUCAGCAUGGACAGCGUUACCAUCAAUGGACAGACUGUGGCCUGCUCUGGCGGCUGCCAGGCCAUCAUUGACACUGGUACCUCCCUGAUCGUUGGCCCAACCAGUGACAUCAACAACAUCAAUUCCUGGGUUGGAGCCUCAACCAACCAGUAUGGAGAGGCCAUAGUGAACUGCCAGAACAUCCAGAGUAUGCCUGAGGUCACCUUCACUCUCAACGGACACGCCUUCACCGUCCCUUCAUCUGCCUACGUCUCUGAGAGCUCUGAUGGCUGCAGCACUGGCUUUGGCCAGGGUGGCUCUAUGCAGCUCUGGAUCCUGGGAGAUGUCUUCAUCAGGGAGUACUACACUGUCUUUGAUGCCUCAACUCAGUACAUUGGCCUGGCCAAGAAUGUGUAAUCAAAUAAGACACCUGAUGGAUAAUAUAUAACUGUGUAUUGUGGAAAGAAUGCAUGUGAAAGUGAUGUAGCUGCAUUUACAUCCAAUAAAUUACAGCAACUAAAAA
Molecule: messenger RNA, 1298 nt
Organism: Chelmon rostratus (copperband butterflyfish)
Lineage: Eukaryota; Metazoa; Chordata; Actinopteri; Chaetodontiformes; Chaetodontidae
Product: pepsin A-like
Exons: 9
Coding region: 65-1192 (375 amino acids)
Biological process (GO): proteolysis
Molecular function (GO): aspartic-type endopeptidase activity
Source: RefSeq, a predicted model, not a curated record